This is a messenger RNA of Suricata suricatta (meerkat), 1107 nucleotides long. RefSeq names its product G protein-coupled receptor 142 (gene GPR142). The transcript has 4 exons. Gene Ontology annotation, cellular component: membrane. The record is from RefSeq and is a predicted model, not a curated record. Gene Ontology annotation, molecular function: G protein-coupled receptor activity. Lineage: Eukaryota; Metazoa; Chordata; Mammalia; Carnivora; Herpestidae. Gene Ontology annotation, biological process: G protein-coupled receptor signaling pathway.
AUGAGGGAGAAAAGUGUAGGGACAAGAGUGACCUAGGACUCAGGACCCAGGAGCAUGACGCUUAAGGGGCGAGAGGCAGCUGGUCAGCCUCCAGCCAUGCUGCCCACAGCCAAUGGCAGUGGGCCAAGCCAGGAAUUGGAAGGCCAUUGGCCAGAAAUCCCGGAGAGGUCCCCAUGUGUGGCUGGUGUCAUCCCCGUCAUCUACUACAGCAUCCUGCUGGGCCUGGGGCUGCCUGUCAACCUCCUGACCACAGUAGCCCUGGCCCGGCUGGCUGCCAGGACCAGGAAGCCCUCCUACUACUACCUUCUGGCGCUCACGGCCUCGGAUAUCGUCACCCAGGUGGUCAUCGUGUUCGUGGGUUUCCUCCUGCAGGGCGCCGUGCUGGCCCGGGAGGUGCCCCGGGCUGUGGUACGCACGGCUAACAUCCUGGAGUUUGCCGCCAAUCAUGCCUCCAUCUGGAUCGCUGUCCUGCUCACAGUCGACCGGUACAGCGCCCUGUGCCAUCCCUUGCGCCACCGGGCCGCCUCUUCCCCAGGCCGGACCCGCCGGGCCAUUGCCGCUGUCCUCAGUGCUGCCCUGCUGACCGGCAUCCCCUUCUACUGGUGGCUGGAUGUGUGGAGGGACGUGGACCCCCCCAGCAUACUGGAUGAGACCCUCAAGUGGGCUCACUGCCUCAUCGUCUACUUCAUCCCUUGCGGCAUUUUCCUGGUCACCAACUCGGCCAUCAUCUGCCGGCUGCGGAGGAGGAGCCAGAGUGGGCUGCGGCCCCGAGUGGGCAAGGGCACAGCUAUCCUCCUGGGCGUCACCACACUCUUCACCCUACUUUGGGCGCCCAGGAUCUUUGUCAUGCUCUACCACCUGUAUGUGGCUCCUGUCCACCGGGACUGGAGGGUCCACCUGGCCUUGGACGUGGCCAACAUGGCGGCUAUGCUCAACACAGCAGUCAACUUCAGCCUCUACUGCUUCGUCAGCAAGACUUUCCGGGCCACCAUCCGAGAGGUCGUCCAUGAUACCCACCUGCCCUGCCUCCUGGGGUCUCGGCCAGAGGGCAUGGUGGUGGACCCUGUGCUAAAGCCCCCAGGACUUCCCAAAGGGACAGGAUUGUAG